UUUAUCCGAGGCACAAGGAGUAUAUAUUACAGGCACAGAUUAUUGGAUUAGCUACUGAAUUUAGCUAAAGGAGUAGCUAAAUCCGAUGGAGUUCGAAACUCAAGAAGAUCAGAAAGAAAUUAGAGCAUCACCAAAUUACAACUCAGUACUCGAAAUCUCCAACUCAACAAAUGAGCCCAAAAUGCCGAGUAAUUCCGACGAAUUAAUACUCGACGCGCCGCUGCAAAUGAGGAAACCCAAGUACAAAGAGUGUCUCAAGAACCACGCCGUCGGUAUCGGCGGCCACGCCGUAGACGGCUGUGGCGAGUUCAUGCCUGCCGGAGAAGAUGGUUCUCUUGACGCUCUCAAAUGCGCCGCCUGCAACUGCCACCGUAAUUUCCACCGGAAAGAGACUCAAAUCCACCACCCACCCUACUAUAGAACCCCACCGUGUGGGUACUUUCAACAUGUCAUGCCACCGCAGAGACCUUUAGCCCUGCCGUCAACUUCUGGAGGUGGUGGUGGUGGUGGAUAUAGGGAGGAUCAAGAAGAAAUGUGUAACCCUAACAACAGUGGGACAAAGAAGAGAUUUAGGACAAGAUUCAACCAAGAACAGAAGGAGAAAAUGCUGGAACUGGCUGAGAACUUAGGGUGGCGAAUUCAGAGACAAGAUGAAGGAGUUGUGCAGCAGUUGUGUAAUGAGAUUGGUAUCAAAAGGCAUGUUUUCAAAGUUUGGAUGCAUAAUAACAAACUUACACUUGGUAAGAAAACCCUAAUACAAAGUAUAAGCCCUUCAUUAUUCCCAGCACAAGAAAGAAGCUGAAAAAGAAGAAGAUAACACACCCAAAAAAAACAUUUUUAAGGUACUUUCAUUAUAUAUAUAGUUACUAGUAUGUUCAAUUAAAGAGUUUCAAUUUUUUUUUAAUAUCUAGAAAAACAAGUAUCUAUCGGAAACAGACUCUCUACCUACACAAGGUAGGGUAAGGUCUUGCGUAUAUACUAUCAUCUCCCGACUUCGGGAAUAUACAUGGUAUGUUGUUAUGUCAUUGUUGCUAGCAGAACAAGUAAAAAGAGUAUGUCAGAAGAGGAAGACGAAAUUUAUUUGAGAUGCUGGUUGAGAGUGUUUUCUCCUUUUCUAAGAAGUACUUAGUAAUUUUUUGGCCAAAGCUUUGGUCUUUUCUUCUAGUUUCACUUGUUUUCUUGGAAAUAUAUGUCAAUUUAUGUUUAGGUGGGAAUGUUGAAUGCCUCAUUAUAUAUCUAAUUUGUCCAGACUAUGGGUUUAUGAAUGGAUUAAAGGGUAUUCAUUA
This is a messenger RNA of Nicotiana tabacum (common tobacco), 1286 nucleotides long. RefSeq names its product zinc-finger homeodomain protein 2. Lineage: Eukaryota; Viridiplantae; Streptophyta; Magnoliopsida; Solanales; Solanaceae. Gene Ontology annotation, biological process: regulation of developmental process; regulation of DNA-templated transcription. The record is from RefSeq and is a predicted model, not a curated record. Gene Ontology annotation, cellular component: nucleus. Gene Ontology annotation, molecular function: DNA-binding transcription factor activity; transcription cis-regulatory region binding.